Suillus subaureus is the source of this 1513-nucleotide messenger RNA. RefSeq lists its product as uncharacterized. The coding region runs from base 136 to 1395 and encodes 419 amino acids. The record is from RefSeq and is a predicted model, not a curated record. Lineage: Eukaryota; Fungi; Basidiomycota; Agaricomycetes; Boletales; Suillaceae. The transcript is spliced from 5 exons.
CGUUACCAUUGUUGUGCGGUCAUCUUCUCGAUAUUGCGUGGACUAGUUUGAUGUCAAACAUCGCUGCGUUUGAGGAGCGGAUGGUUUGAGCCUCUGCUGCUGCACUAUCGCACGCUCCAUCGCAACAGCCAUGCAAUGGAUGACAAAACCCAGGUAAUGUUCACGAACCUUCGCAACGAAUGCAGGAUAAACGAGCACGAGACAAUCGAAGAGGCGGUAUUCACUUGCUUGUGGGCACUCCGCGGGACGCUGGUCUUGCGCCUGCAGAACAAUUUGACGACGAUGUCAGCUCGCAAGAGGAAGAGCGAGCCGUUCAAAGACAGAAAGGAGGUCAACGAAGCGUUCGCACAGCUAGAGUCCGAUGCGCAGGACAAUCUGCAGAAGUUGCAUGCGUUGAUGUUGGCAAGGAAGGGGCGAGGACGGGAUCUAACUUCUGAGCAGCAGGAUGUCCCUGGAAUUCUUGCCAUGCAUGUCACGAACUGGGACUGGCAUACUCGCAUAUCAAAAAAUGGCAAGCGGGACAGAGAGCCACUGAUCAAGGCAGUAUUGCUUGAUCUUGUCAAAAUUCGCAAAAGACGCGAGGGUCUAUUCAAAGAUCCAAUGGUUGCAGGUCUUCGCACGAUCCUGGAGGAGGUCAUCGCUAAGCACACGAGAGCAGUUAAUACGUCUGGGGAGAACGGACAGACCGUCAAGCGUAAGAGGUGGUUAUGGUACGACGGAGCCAAGAUUCCGCCAGACGUUACUCCUGCAUUGGAGACUGUGCUCACUGAGGACUGUCACACGAUAAAUGCACACAUGCAGAGUCGCCAGGACAUGGAGGGGAAUGAUCGCGCUGCUAUCAUGAAGCUAGUCGGGUAUGUCGAACGCAUGCUAGUUGCAAAGGCGACGUCGUCGACCCACAGUCCGGUGGCAGCGAACGUCGUUCGAGAGCUCAAGAAGCUCAUACAUGCACUGGAGAUCAAUUCUACACGUCUCCGCACGCGAGCACUAAAGAAUGACGAUAGGCUCGCUUAUGACAUCAUGGAUACAGUCAAUCUCAAGAUAACUCUUAUGCAAGGUUUGGAGGACGAGAACACCAAUGGGGAUCAUGCUAGUGAACAGGAAGACGAAUCACCUGUGGCUGGACCGAGGCGCGAUGGACAACCCCAGAAGUCGACAGCAGCCGUGAUCGAAGAUGAUGCCGGACACCCCGGGAGCCAAGCCACAUCUUCGGGAUCUGGGCGGCCGAAACCUCGUCCCAUAGCGCAUCGCAAGAAUAAUGAUAACACGACCACGCGUACUGACUCACACGAUAUGAUCGCUGAUGCCUUCUCAUCCCCGCGCUCACAAAGCAAGGGAAAAGAAAGAGCGAUAACACUCCGUAAGCAUCCGCCACAGACACCGUCAAGUCUGUAGCUCGCGCAUCUCCAGCUAAUGAUGAUCGCUUUCAAGCGUUGGGGGAGGGCAAUAUAUCUGCUGAUCACACUGAAGUAGGGGCGCCUGCGAGGCGCGAGUCCCAAAUCGGCGAACAUGC